This is a messenger RNA of Prionailurus viverrinus (fishing cat), 4341 nucleotides long. It is a transcript of the gene TRPA1, whose product is annotated as transient receptor potential cation channel subfamily A member 1. Gene Ontology annotation, molecular function: protein binding; monoatomic ion channel activity. The coding region runs from base 317 to 3673 and encodes 1118 amino acids. Gene Ontology annotation, cellular component: membrane. The transcript has 27 exons. The record is from RefSeq and is a predicted model, not a curated record. NCBI's taxonomy places the organism in Eukaryota, Metazoa, Chordata, Mammalia, Carnivora, Felidae. Gene Ontology annotation, biological process: monoatomic ion transport; transmembrane transport.
CUGGACUGACACCAUGACUUAGGGGGUGCGUUGCCGCGGUCGCAGGUCGGACAGGCGAGUCGUGCGUGCUCUGGGCUCGAAGCGACGAGCGGGGGACAGUCUCGGCGCGGCCACCCCUUCGCCGCGCGCGGACAAGAGGUCUGUGUCCCUGCCUCUUCCCGGUGUGCCUCCUGCUUCCUGCGCUGCAAGCGGCCCCGGGGCCGAAGAACCCCUUCCAGAAGUUCUCUCGGCCUCCGGCCGCCUCCCCACAAUCUCUCGCCGCAGGUGCUCGCGCACGUGGGGAGCAGCUCGCGCAGGUGGCGACGGGGUGCGGUCGAUGAGGCGCAGCCUGAGGAAGAUGCUGAGCCCUGGGGGUAAGCAGGAGCCCCAGGGCGCAGUCUACCAGGGCGUGGAGAACGGCAUGGACGGCCGCAAGGACUCGCUGAAGGUGGUUUUUGAAGGAAGUACAUGUAGAUUUAACAACUUGAUGAAGAAACGAAAGAAGUUAAGCAAAUAUGAUGAUGUGAACGCAUCCCCUUUGCACCAUGCUGCAGAAGAAGGUCAAGUGCAGCUGAUGGGGAUGAUCAUCAAUGACUCCUCUUUUGAAGUGCUGAAUGUGAUGGAUGAUUACGGAAAUACCCCUCUGCACUGGGCCACAGAAAAAAACCAGGUUGAAAGUGUUAAGUUUCUUCUUAGCAAAGGAGCCAACCCAAACCUCCGAAACGGCAACAUGAUGGCUCCUCUUCACAUCGCUGUGCAGGGCUUACACAAUGAGGUGAUGAAGGUCUUGACUGAGCACAACAACACUAAUAUUAAUUUGGAAGGAGAAAAUGGAAACACAGCUGUGAUAAUCGCAUGCGCCAAAGAUAAUAGUGAAGCACUGCAAAUCUUGUUAAAUAAAGGAGCUAAGCCAUGUAAGGCAAAUAAAUGGGGAUGUUUCCCUAUUCAUCAGGCUGCAUUCUCAGGUGCCAAAAAAUGCAUGGAAAUAAUAUUAAAGUUUGGUGAGGAACAUGGAUAUAGCAGAGAGUCUCAUAUUAACUUUGUGAAUAAUGCAAAAGCUAGUCCCCUCCACAUGGCGGUUCAAAGUGGUGACUUGGAAAUGAUUAAAAUGUGCUUGGACAAUGGCGCACAGUUGGAUCUGAUGGAAAAUGGAAAGUGCACACCCCUUCACUUUGCUGCCACCCAGGGAGCCACUGAGAUUGUUAAAUUGAUGAUAUCUUCCUAUUCUGGUAGCAGUGAUAUCGUCAAUGCAGUGGAUGGAAAUCAGGAGACACUCCUUCACAGAGCCUCAUUAUUUGAUCACCAUGAACUGGCAGACUACUUAAUUUCAGUGGGAGCAGAUAUCAAUAGCACUGAUUCGGAAGGACGUUCUCCACUUAUAUUAGCAACUGCUUCUGCAUCUUGGAAUAUUGUAAAUUUGCUACUGUCUAAAGGUGCCCAUGUAGAUAUAAAAGAUCACCUUGGACGUAAUUUUUUGCAUUUGACUGUACAGCAACCUCAUGGAUUAAAAAAUCUGCAACCUGAGUUUAUGCAGAUGCAACAUAUUAAAAAGCUGGUAAUGGAUGAAGAUGAUGACGGGUGUACUCCUCUACAUUAUGCAUGUAGACACGGGAUUCCUAUCUCUGUAGAUAACCUCCUUGACUUUAAUGUGUCCAUUCAUUCCAAAAGCAAAGAUAAGAAAUCACCCUUACAUUUUGCAGCCAGUUACGGGCGUAUCAACACCUGUCAGAGGCUUCUGCAAGAUAUGAAUGACACGAGGCUUUUGAAUGAAGGUGACCUCCAUGGAAUGACGCCUUUGCACCUGGCUGCAAAAAAUGGGCAUGAUAAGGUAGUUCAACUUCUUCUGAAAAAAGGUGCAUUAUUUCUCAGUGACCACAGUGGCUGGACUGCUUUGCAUCAUGCUUCCUUGGGUGGGUACACUCAGACCAUGAAGGUUAUUCUUGACACUAACAUGAAGUGCACAGAUCAGCUAGAUGAAGAAGGGAACACAGCACUGCACUUUGCUGCAAGGGAAGGCCAUGCCAAAGCCGUCGCACUUCUUUUGAGUUAUGAUGCUGACAUCGUCCUGAACAAGCAGCAGGCCUCCUUUUUGCAUGUUGCAAUUCACAAUAAGAGGAAGGACGUGGUUCUUACGACCAUCAAGAACAAAAGAUGGGAAGAAUGCCUUAAGGUUUUUAGUCAUUAUUCUCCAAGCAAUAAAUGUCCAGUUAUGGAAAUGGUAGAAUACCUCCCUGAAUGCAUGAAGGUCCUUUUAGAUUGUUGCAUGAUGCCCUCCAAAAGAGACAAGUCCUGCCAAGACUAUUAUAUUGAGUAUAAUUUCAGGUAUCUUCAGUGUCCAUUAGAAUUUACCAAGAAAGUAACACCUGCACAGGAUGUUACAUAUGAGCCUCUUACAACCCUCAACGCAAUGGUACAACAUAACCGCAUAGAGCUUCUCAAUCAUCCUGUAUGUAAAGAAUAUUUACUUAUGAAAUGGUUGGCUUAUGGGUUUAGAGCCCAUAUUAUGAACCUAGGAUCUUACUGUCUUGGUCUCCUGCCUAUGACCUUUCUUGUUGUCAGUAUAAAGCCAGGUAUGGCUUUCAACUCAACUGGAAUCAUCAAUGAAACUAGUGAUCAUUCAGAAAUAUUAGACACCAAGAAUUCCUAUUCUAUAAAAGUUUGUAUGAUUUUAGUUUUUUUAUCAAGUAUAUUUGGAUAUUGCAAAGAAGUGGUCCAAAUUUUCCAACAGAAAAGGAAUUACAUCUUGGAUAAUGCCAAUGGAGCUGAAUGGAUUAUCUACACAACAAGUAUCAUUUUUGUGUCACCCUUAUUCAUUGGUAUACCAGCUUAUGUGCAGUGGCAAUGUGGAGCGAUUGCUAUAUACUUGUACUGGAUGAACUUCUUACUGUAUCUCCAAAGAUUUGAAAAUUGUGGAAUUUUCAUCGUUAUGUUGGAGGUAAUUAUGAAAACUCUGUUGAGGUCUACAGUCGUGUUUGUCUUCCUACUUUUGGCUUUUGGCCUCAGUUUCUACGUCCUCCUGAGUAUACAGGAUGCUUUCAGCUCUCCAUUGCUUUCUAUAAUCCAGACCUUCAGCAUGAUGCUAGGAGAUAUUAAUUACCGCGAUGCCUUCCUAGAACCAUUUUUGAGAAAUGAAUUGGUAUAUCCAGUUCUGUCUUUUGCACAGCUUAUUGCCUUCACAAUGUUUGUCCCAAUUGUGCUCAUGAAUUUACUUAUUGGGUUGGCAGUUGGUGACAUUGCAGAAGUCCAGAAGCACGCAUUGUUGAAGAGGAUUGCUAUGCAGGUGGAACUUCAUACCAGCUUAGAGAAGAAGCUGCCACUGUGGUUCCUACGCAAAGUAGAUCAGAAAUCCAUCAUCGUGUAUCCCAACAGACCCAGGUGUACAGGGUUAUUAGCUAUAUUUCAUUUUAUUUUUUAUACCCAAGAAGAAAGGCAGGAAAUUCCAAAUGUUGACACAUCUCUGGAAACAGAAAUAUUGAAGCAGAAAUAUCGGCUGAAGGAUCUCACUUCUCUUGUGGAGAAACAGCAUGAGCUUAUUAAACUCAUCAUUCAGAAGAUGGAAAUCAUCUCUGAGACAGAGGAUGAAGACAACCAUCAUUCUUUUCAAGACAGGUUUAAAAAAGAGCAGUUAGAACAAAGGAAUAGCAAAUGGAAUUCUGUGUUGAAAGCAGUAAAGGCAAAAACACACUGCCCUUAGCCUGCAACGGGGUUUCCUAUCGUGGGGGCGGUGGUUUGCAGGACCCUAUUGGGUCUCAUUUCCAGUUUGGAAAGAGUGAGGAAAAAGUAGAAAUAGGAUUAUGAUUUCAUGAUUUGCAAAAUGGUGGUUCCUGCAUUCUUUGUAAAGAAACUACAUCUCUCUUUUCAUAUUUUAUGCCAGUUACUAUGUAUAGAGAAUGUCUUUGCUAGUAAGUUCAAGUUGUACUUCACUCCUCAUUAUUUGAAUGGGUAGAAAACUAAUUUGGUAGAACACAAAUUUUAAUAAGAAGUAAAUGCAACUGUUAAAUGUAACACAAAUGUUAAUACUGGAUUCCUGCUUGAUAAUUGUAUAAUAUUCAUAUUACCUGAUUACCUAUUAUAUGAUGUACAAGUACAUCAUAUAAUAAAAUAUUAGGUUAUACCAUUCAGGUACGUGUUUUUGGUGUUGGAAGAACCUGUGUGUGGAACGCUGUGUCCUCUGUUCCAACUAUAAGAAAUUGCCACACCCUUCUUGUUGCUCCUAACAAACCUGAUGUCACUCUGAGUUGGGAUUCAAAUAGACCUUAUGAUAUGCAUGGGUUUUACUAUGGAUAUAGAUAGUAUAUGUUAUUUCUGUAUUUUUGGUUUGCUAAUAAUCAUAAUAAAUGUAAAGCCUAUAUAGUCACCUCA